Molecule: messenger RNA, 261 nt
Organism: Fusarium verticillioides 7600
Lineage: Eukaryota; Fungi; Ascomycota; Sordariomycetes; Hypocreales; Nectriaceae
Exons: 1
Coding region: 1-261 (86 amino acids)
Source: RefSeq, a predicted model, not a curated record
AUGCCUCUCGUUCCCAGCUCCGCACCGCUGCCCAGCAGCAUGACCACCAUUGCUUACUUGCGCGAGCAAGAAAUCCUCAACAUCGUUUACAUCGGCCUGCUUGUCAUCGAAGUUCUUAUGGUUUUGGGCGUCAUCACUAUGGCUCUUGUCAAGCGAGUUAAAGUCAACCACCAACUCAAAACGAUACGAUCAGCAACCACUUCGGCAAAAUACGCCCCCUACCACUUUGCGCAUGCCGACACGGAAAAGACAAUGUUAUGA